AUGAAUGUGCAACUAUGGUUUUACGACCUGUUUUCCGGACUUCAUUAUUUACAAAUCGGACAUGCGGCGGUGCAUCAAGACGUGAAGCCGCAAAACCUAUUAAUAUCCGACGACUUUGUGCUGAAGAUUGGAGACUUUGGGACGCUGAAAAUCCUGGACAAGGCAUGUCGCUACCCCUCGAUGCUGGUGGGAACGCCAAAUUACGUGGCGCCUGAGUAUCUUAAUGCCCGGGAAGUGAUCCUAACCGCUGAGGACCUCUUCAAGGCCGACAUCUAUGGCGCGGGGCUGGUGCUGUGGGAGAUGAUCACACGCAGAGAGGUCAGUUCGGCAUCAGAAGCUCGUGAUUUCACCCUGGGACAGCAUGUUCCGGGGCCGCUUCAAACCGUUUUAUCUCGAUGUGUUGAAAAGACGUUCAGCACACGUGCGACUUGCAAGGAAAUGUACGAGAAAAUCAGCGAAUUUGCAAACAUCCCACGAAACCAAUUCCGUCCCCAAUCCAAUUCUACCAAGAAUUACCUCGUGGACCCGAUCACACAAUGGGCUUUUGAAAAUAUGCAAGCCCCGGCCGGGGCAUGCUCCUGGAUGGAUGGUGGUGAAUACGUUCCUCCGGAAAAUGUUGCCGACAACUGCGUGGAGUUUGAGGAGUUUAUGAAGAAAGUGAAGGCAUCCCCGAACUUUGAUGCAUGGACGAUCAAGAAGCGCCUGUUGGGUCCUCUCGACAACUAUGUCAAAUUUCCCGGAAUCCCCCUCGAUGAUGUCAAGGACAUCAUUUUCGAUGACAAGAAUCCAGGGAAGAUCCGAGAAGCCGUUGUUGAAGCCACACUGCCUCAUUUAUCUGAAGUUUCUUGUAUGGAACAACGAGACUUCCUUGAAGACGUCGAAGCCGAGAAGAAGAAUUAUCUGGAGAAUGGCGGAGACGCGCUCAAAACCGAAUCCGUGCAACUGUCGUGGUACCUCCAGCGAAGAAACCUCUCACCACAUCUAAAUUAUGUGAUGGCACUCCACGGCUUCGACUACGAACUCCAAAACACGGUCAUGUUCUUUGCGUUCGACGUGAUGGCUUUUCGAAAGCUCGAAAGGAUUGGCGGGAAGAUCCGAACAUGUUCGACGCGCAAGAAAAGCAACCGAUUGACCUUCAAGACAUACUGCGCGCUC
Molecule: messenger RNA, 1155 nt
Organism: Mesorhabditis spiculigera
Lineage: Eukaryota; Metazoa; Nematoda; Chromadorea; Rhabditida; Rhabditidae
Source: the annotation of a GenBank genome assembly